Molecule: messenger RNA, 1023 nt
Organism: Impatiens glandulifera
Lineage: Eukaryota; Viridiplantae; Streptophyta; Magnoliopsida; Ericales; Balsaminaceae
Product: putative F-box/FBD/LRR-repeat protein At1g78840
Exons: 4
Coding region: 1-1023 (340 amino acids)
Molecular function (GO): protein binding
Source: RefSeq, a predicted model, not a curated record
AUGUCUCCAUUUUCAUAUCAUACUCAGAAGAUUUUGUCGCCUAAAUCAAAAACACCUAGAUCAUUCAUCUUCCUGGACGAUCCUCUUAGCGCUUUGCCAGAUCAUGUUCUGAGCAAGAUCAUUCGUAAGCUGGACCUGAAAGAAGCAGUGAGGACGAGCAUUUUAUCGAAAAGAUGGAGAUAUAUUUGGACUCACUAUCGUGUACUCGAGUUUAACCAUGUUAAUAUACUUGGACUGAAAUCUAGGCUUGCGAGGAAUGAAUGGGUAGGUUUAGACACUGAUUUUGUGAAUUGGGUGGACAAGAUUAUGGAACAGAGGUUCGAAGGAGAUAUAAGAAAGGGUCGGUCAAGUUCCCCAAAGUUUGGUUCACUCAUUUCUAUUCGGCUUGAAUCUGUAAACAUAAGCAAUCUUCAACUGGCCAGGGUUCUGGAAAGUUGCCCAUUACUUGAAGAAUUAUCUCUGGAUAGAUGUAGUAAUCUCACCAAAGUGAGAAUUGGCGAUUCAGAGAACAACAACUGUACUCGUUUGAAGCAUUUGUCCUUGAUCAACUGUUUGAAACUUAGGGAGAUUGAUGUGAUCCGUGCCCAAAAUCUCACUUAUCUUGAUCUUGAAGAUGUAAUGAUAAACAGUCUGCAAUUGGAGAUGUUUAUAAAAUGUUGCCCGUUACUCGAAGAAUUAAGUUUGAAUAGCUGUCCUCAACUCAAAUAUAUGAGAAUUCUCGAAUCAAACAACAGUCCUCUCAAGUAUUUGUACAUGAUGAACUGCUGGGAACUUGUGGAGCUUGAACUUUAUGCCAACCUUCUUCAUACACUUGAAUGCUAUCUUAUGACAGAUUGGUUCUCGGUUAUGAAAACCCCGAAACUGGUUAAUGUUUUUAUUGGCGAACUUAUAGAUUUCCACCAUCCUAUUACUAGAAUAAUUCAUGACAUUCCUUAUCAUAGUUUAAAUUUUUUCUUUGCAAAUGAUGAUCCUGUCCCUGCUUUGUGUCACGGCCCACUUGUCUUCCUAACCCAAGAGGCUUAA